UGCAAACUGGAAAGUCCCUGACAACCAGUCCGGGCAGCAGCGCCGAGGGGUUGUCCUUUUAAACAACGGGUUUAAAACACCCGCUUCGCUUCGCCGUGUCUCCGGAUAUAAGAUUCUGUGAGGUUGUUUCAUUCGUGAUUUUUUUUUCUUUGAAGCAUCUCUUCUUUUAUCCGAACCCGAGUAGAUGCUCCCCUGCGAGUGCUAGCUGCCGUUAGCAGGCUAGCUCUUUGUGUGGCUAUCUGCUAGCUGAGUGAGGGAUGUUUUGUUGUUGUUGAACCGAGCAGCCCUCCCGUCGUCUGGGAGAGGAGAUUAUAUCAGCUUGUGUAUGGAAAAAACGCCUUAUCGACGCCUUCUCACUCGCUGACAUUGUCUGCGAGACUGGCCCGUGAACUCCCACCGCUUUUAACGCUGGUGAAGCGACACCGAGACAGGGGAGAGUUUGACCGAAGAGGAAGGAGAUGGGAAACUGUCUGAAAUCUCCGACCUCGGAUGAUAUUUCUUUGCUGCAUGAAUCUCAGUCGGACCGGGCCAGCUACGGGGACGGUGCUGACCACGACCAGGAGCCACCGCCCCCCUAUCAGGAGCAGAUUCACGUGCCUGUCUACCACCCAACACCCAGCCAAGCACGACUGGCCACUCAGCUGACAGAGGAGGAGCAGGUACGCAUUGCCCAGCGAAUCGGACUCAUCCAGCACCUUCCAAAGGGCGUCUACGACCCGGGGCGGGAUGGCUCUGAGAAGAAGAUCAGAGAGUGUGUCAUCUGUAUGAUGGACUUUGUGUAUGGAGACCCCAUCCGGUUCCUGCCCUGCAUGCACAUCUACCACAUGGACUGUCACACACACAUACAAUAUGCACACAAAUGAACAUGCACACAACUUCCAUAUUGCUUACCUGUAUCCUGGAUUAGUAAGGUGUUGAUAUAAAGCAGUGACAAUGUUAAA
Messenger RNA from Morone saxatilis (striped sea-bass), 941 nucleotides. It is a transcript of the gene rnf11b, whose product is annotated as ring finger protein 11b. Lineage: Eukaryota; Metazoa; Chordata; Actinopteri; Moronidae. The record is from RefSeq and is a predicted model, not a curated record.